AUGUGCUUCCAGGGCUUCGUCUACUUUGCUUGCGGGCACAACAGAAUCGUGACCCACGACUGCGAACAUGCGCUGGUUGCUGGUAAUCCGCAUUACAUCAGACACCAAUGCCCGGACUACAACUCCUCAAGCGAACGACCGAACUUCCAGUGCGGCCUUGGAAAAUACUACUGCAGCGAAUCUGUGGAUGGACCCUUUCUCGACCAUGUUCAUCAAGCGGCCACUACUGCGCAGUCCAACAUUAGCAUCAUUGACACCCAGCUAGUAAACUUGGGCAACACCCGUGGUCAGCUGAUAGCCGAAGCCAAAUUCCGAGGGAUGAGCGAUGAAGCUCUCAUGCACAGCAAGGAGCACCAAUGGCUUGUAGCUAAGCGGGGUGAGUGGACCGUCGAGAGGAACCGCCAACAGAUUACUCAGAUUGAUGCCACCGCCAUAACUCAGCAGGCUCUUCGCUACUACAAGGACAUGCGCCCCCGCUACGGCGACUUCAGCAACGCCGGGCCACGAGCCCCAUUCAUACCAGUUACCGGGCAAUACUCUCAACUUCCUAGUCCUGCUCGCACGCAUCUUGCUGCCACUCCAGGGUACACAACUGCGAGCACAACCUACCCACCUGUGGUACCGUCACGAGUCACUGGAGAGACCAUUUCUGCGCUUGCGGACAAUGUCAGGGUAGCUCAGCAAGCAGAAAUGGCUCGACAACGCAACAUGUCGCCUGUCGCAAAUCAAGAUCGUAAGGUCGGCCGGCAACGCGGAGCUAUGUCAGCUCGACCCCAGAAGUCAAGGGCUACACAGGCCAGGGCAGCCGAGCACGAUAGCGCGGAAGAGGAGAUUGAGGUCGUGCGCAGGAGUGCCCGUGUCCGCAACAAAAAGGUGAAUUAUGCAGAAGACGGCUGCUCGUCGAUUGCCUCCCGUGAACCUUCACCUGCCAAGUCUGAUCGCUCUGCGUUCUCACCACUGAUGUCAGAUGCGUCGUCCACUGCGGAGAAAGACUGUAUCGGCGCGACAACAAGCGCGAAGAAGCCUUGUGAAACGCCACGGACACUUUCCCGUCCUGCGAGUUCGCUGAAUGACAAGAUCACGGACUGGUCUAAGAGGAGCAAUGUUAGGGAGACAAGCACAUCUGAUGGUCGCCGCACCAUGCCCGACAUGAAAGAUAUACUGAACUCAAGCCCGGCGUCCGAAGUUUUCGCUUCGAACAGAACUGUGGGCCAAUCAGAGAACCACAGACAAGCUCGUGGGUACACAUUCAAGGAGCCGAUCAACACAUCCAAGAAGCCUGAAGCGCUCGCUCUGGCUCUCAACUCUACGCCUCAGCCGUUGGAGAAGCAUCAGAUCUUCCCACCGAUCACUAUGGCUGCACAGCAAGACCAGGUCGGGAUCCUCACCCCUGCGCCUAUCUUAGCACGGCCUAAAUCACAUCACGCGGCAUUUGACGUCGGCUCCUAUGUACCGCUAUUUCGCCCACAACAGCCGCUUCUGCGCGAGCCGUCUAGCGGCACGGCAAUGCCGACUUCAGUAUGGGACCAAGCCUCACCGGUCACAUCCACUCAGCUCCACCGUGGCCCUUCCUUGCCAUACCAAGCCUUCACUGUUCACACGGACAGCAUUACUGGCCUUGGAAAAGAAGAGAAUGGCGAGCACGAAGUCGAUGUGAACUCGUACUAUGGUAGCUUGCGUCGUAGCUUCGGGUCUGGUACGCCACUGGCACCUACGAAAUUGUUCGAUGGUGCACAAAGUGAUCGCGACCCGAAGAAGCGGCUCUCUUCUACUCUGACUGAGACGGAGAAACCUCGAAAGCGCAUGCGCCUGUCUCUUCCUGGGCAAGAAGCUCAGCCUGCCGCGCAGCCAGCACCGAAUUGGCUGCUGGGCCAAGGUCUCAUCAUGAAUACCGACGGCCGUGGAGCACCGCUGUACGCACCUCUCAUUACUCAAGGCCAAGUUCGCAUGCAAGGUAACAACAGCCCAUCGAGCCUCGGUGCACCUUUCGAACCACCUACUGCUAUCAUGACGGCCACUACUGCUCCAUCAGAUGAGGGUCUCGAUGGCGUUGCUAGUAGUGCCUCGCCACCAGGGCAAAAGGCUGAGCAGGCUUCAGCAGAGAAUGACACCGCUGAGAGUGGCCCAGACUUCUCGGACAUUGAUUGGGGUCACCAUGAGCAUGACCUUGAUGCUUUCGUUGAUUGA
Molecule: messenger RNA, 2187 nt
Organism: Recurvomyces mirabilis
Lineage: Eukaryota; Fungi; Ascomycota; Dothideomycetes; Mycosphaerellales; Teratosphaeriaceae
Exons: 2
Coding region: 1-2187 (728 amino acids)
Source: RefSeq, a predicted model, not a curated record